Molecule: messenger RNA, 2491 nt
Organism: Alligator mississippiensis (American alligator)
Lineage: Eukaryota; Metazoa; Chordata; Crocodylia; Alligatoridae
Product: zinc finger protein 391-like
Exons: 2
Coding region: 166-1470 (434 amino acids)
Biological process (GO): negative regulation of transcription by RNA polymerase II
Molecular function (GO): DNA-binding transcription repressor activity, RNA polymerase II-specific
Source: RefSeq, a predicted model, not a curated record
CCAGCACAGGGAAUAGCAGUGCUUGCCCCUUGGCAGCAGGGCCGGGACUAAUCUGGUGUUUCUUCCUCCCAUGCAGGACAUGCCUGGUUGCUGAGCAGAACCGAGGAGCAGGGUCCUGAGGAAGGGCCUGGAAAGCUGGAGCCACCAUGGGCUUCCCUGGGGAGUAUGGGUGAGGUGGAUUCCCUGAGCCCAGCGAAGGACCAGUGGCACAAGGGUCAGGGGAUGCCCCAAAAGCAGGAGAAUGUAGCAGUGAACGAGGUCCCAUCUCUAGUUGGGCGUUGGAGUGAAGAAGGGGAACAAGCCCGAAACAGCCCAAGGUGCAGGGAUGAAUAUGUCAUGCUGAGACACCAGAAGAGAACGAAAGGAAAGGCGCACUGGAGAGAGACACUGCAUGCAAACCAGGGCAGUGUGGAGGAGCUGGUAGUGAGGCAGGAGCUCGCUACCGAGCCCAGGGGGAGAGGCCACUCCUGCCCUCAGUGCAGGAAAAGCUUUAGUUGCCCCUCGCGCCUGGCUCUGCACAAGAUAAGACGUGCUAGGAAGAAGCCCCAUGUAUGUGCCACGUGUGGGAAGCGCUUUACGUGCCUCUCGACCCUGGCUGCUCACCACCAGGUCCAUUCUGGACAGCUCCCCCACCGCUUCACCAAAAGGGGGAAGAGCUUUGUGCGCAGCUUGGAGCUGCUCAAAAAACAACAUGUGCACAGGAAGAAGCGUCAGUACUGCUGUGUCACAUGUGGUAAGACCUUCACCCAUUUCUUCUCCCUGGUUCAGCACCGUCGGAUGCACUUGGGGAGGAAGACGCACCGCUGCAACAAGUGCAGGAAGAACUUCAUCAGCUGGCAAAAGUUGUCCCAGCACCGGUGUGUGCAGAAGAGGCAGCAACCACACUGCUGCACAAAGUGUGGGAUGAGCUUCAGGCAGCCCUGCAGCCUGGCCAGGCACAGGUGCAUGCACACACAGGAGAAGCCACAUCGUUGUUCUGUGUGUGGGAAGAGUUUUGCUCAGUCCUCCACCCUUACCCUGCACCAGGCCCUCCACACAGGGGAGAAGCCACAUCGCUGUUCUGAGUGUGGCAAGAGUUUCACCCAAUCCUCCCACCUGACCCGACACCAGCUCAUCCACACAGGGGAGAAGCCACAUCAGUGCUCUGAGUAUUGGAAAAACUUCCCCCAUCUCUCCCACCUGUCCCAGUAUCAGCACAUCCACACCCAGAAGCAUCUCUAUUUCUGCCAGCCGUGCAGGAAGCCCUGGGAGUUGUCUGCCUGCUCAGCACCCACCAGUGCUGCAUUCGGACAAGCACCCCCCGGCUGCUGGCCCAGCGCGGAGCUCCGGACCACGGGGUGUGUUUCGUGCCAGGCUCCCCCGGCCGCGCAGCCCUGUGAGAAACGCGCGGCGCCCCGCCCCGUUCCCACGUUACCCGCCCUUCUCUGGUGGCUGCGAGGCGCAGGGGUCGGGGCACCGCGCCGCGACUAAUCAAUGGUAUUAGUCUCUUAUUGAGCAAGGCAUCGCACACCUGCGUUUGCCAUCUUCUCCACUUCUCUUUUUGGCAGCAAGCAAAGGGGGUUGACCCCCAAAGGCGACCUGUUUCAUGUGAUUUGCAGAUAAAGCCUCAGGUGGCCGCUUCAACCAGACAGCAAAGACAAGCGACAUCUCCCAUUAAUCCCUUUUCAGCAAGGGAGUCAGCAUCCUGGGUGACCAGCUCGGAGGCACUCAACACGCGGCGGGCACAAGAGAACCACUGCAGAAAUGAACGGGGGCAGCAGCAGAUGUGGGGAACCUGGAUAUGAAAUGACGGGAGAGAGAGGAGAAACAGCGCAGUAGGGAGAGCUGGGCAGUGCCACACCGUAGCUCAGGCUUCAGAGUGUGAAAGGCUGUCAGUGCUCGACCCUUUUGCGAGCAGGGCAGCACCACACCGCAGCUCGGCAAGAUGAGCCUGAGAGCAGACAGCGGAGACCUCCCGGCCCUUGCCCGCUACAGGCCCAGAUGGUGCGUAAGGGAGAGCUGCGGAUGGAGGCCCGUGGACCUUGCCCACAGACAACCCAAAUGGCACCUUAAGGGAGGACUGCAGAUGGAUGCCCAUGGACCUCACCCGCUGCUGACCCAAAUGGCACCAUAAGGGAAAGGAGCAGAGACUUCCAGGCCUGACUGCUGCCGACCCCCUGGAUCACCGGCAGAGCAAUCACAGGCAUUGGGCCACCAGAUGAAGCCAUGACAGACUGGGGCAAGGAUCCUACAUCUAGUGUUGGAAUUUAGAUUAAAAGAGGAAACCACAUUUGGGAUUUCUGCGAUUAAGCCCCACUUCCACGGAAGGACAUAGCCAAUUCGUACAACGUGCGACUCAUUUUAUGUGAAAAAAGUGACAAUGUUAAUGAAAUGAAAGAAAAAAUCAGAAAAAAAAAAUUGCAAGAUUGCCGACCUCCAAGUGCUUGCCAUUGUUAACUAGGGGAGUCUUCUCUAGAGAAAGUUACAAUUUCAUUUUAAAUAAUCACACACU